Messenger RNA from Thelazia callipaeda (thelaziosis nematode), 2250 nucleotides. NCBI's taxonomy places the organism in Eukaryota, Metazoa, Nematoda, Chromadorea, Rhabditida, Thelaziidae. The record is from the annotation of a GenBank genome assembly.
AUGUGCUCUGUCACUAUUGAGCAGUUUCUGUCGGCUUGUGAAGCGUGGAAUCUGGAGGAGGUACACCACGCAGUGGAAUCUGGAUUUCAUGUUGAUACAUUUGAUGAUGAUCACGUUAAUGGGUUACAGAUGGCUGCCGCUACGGGAAAUAUCGGCAUUGUGCAGUACUUGCUCGAUCGAGGGGCAGAUAUUGAAAAAACAAAUCAAGUGGGCAUGACAGCUUUGCACCACGCAGCAAGAAAUGGACAUUCUAAUAUCAUUCGAGUGCUCGUUCAACGCGGUGCGAACUUCCAAAAACUAACCUAUCUUGGCGCAUCUGCUUUAACCUUAGCAUCUGGAAAUGGACGCACAGAAGUGGUUAAGCUUCUACUUAAUUUACGUGUGAACAUCAAUCCUUCGCAUACGGCGCUUUGCCCAACUCCAUUAAUAGCUGCUUCUUUUCGGAAACACACUCACAUAUGUGCACUAUUAGCUCACAGAGGAGCUUAUUUGGAUGCAAAUAUCCAACGGCUUUCCAAUCUUUCUGCUCUCUCAGCUGCAAUAUCAUGUGGUGCAACGACAGUUGUUGCUGCAUUGCUUGAACUUGGUGCAAAUUCAUCAUAUCGCUCUUUGAAUGGUCUAACAGCUAGUCAACUUGCGCAAUAUUUAAAAAGGAAUGAGAUUUUACCGAUUAUUAACUUAACUGUUGGAACUGCCAAGAAAAAUGAAGAACCGAUCGAAAUUGAUAUACGGCAACUUAUUUAUGAGAAAGAUGAAAAUGCUCUGCGAACACUGCUCAUUAAACGUUUGCCGUACAUUGUACUACCAGAGAAUACUACACCAUUAAUGUAUGCUGUAUUAAUGGCUGAUAUUAGUGUCGUAAAAGCAAUCUACGAGUCGGGUUUUACUGAUGUCAAUGCUGCAGAAAGCGUUUCUGGACUUACAGCUAUGAUGUUUGCUGCCAUCGUUGGAGAUUAUGAAGUUAUGGAUUAUUUCGUAAGAAUUGGUGCUGAUAUUUCAUUAAUGUCUGUUGAUGGAUUUACAGCCGUCGAUUAUGCUUUUGCAUCAGGAAAUAUCAAUGCAGAUUUGCUCUGCUUGCUACAAGAACGACUGGAAUUUGGAACAAAUUUUCCGCUGCAUAUUGAUGUUCAUGUUCAUCAUCAUCAGCAUCAACAUUUCAGUCGUGUGAUCCAUAACAGAGAAGCAAAUCUCCACGUUGGCUUUGUAACAAAUUCAACAGAUUGCCUGGAUAGUAAGGGAAAGCCAGACUUCAGUAAGGCUCAUUUGGCCAGACUAGUGAGAAUUCAUCAGUAUGGUGGCCAAGAUUUUAUUUUGGCCCAUGAUAUCUUAAGGUCGAUUGGGAAGGAUAAAGUGGAAAGUGACGAUCAUUUGCACUGCUAUAUUAAAACUGCUAGAUAUGUUGCUGAAAUUUGUGCCAGUCAAGGAUUUCUCAAUUUACCAGUGGUUUCCUCUUUUGAGAAUAACAUUUCAGACAACUUGACCAAAUAUACACCAUCUCCAGAUAAUGCAUUGUCUGCAUGUACCACUAUUAAUCAAAAACCCCGGGACUUUUUGUCUACUGCUCAAAUGAAUGCACAUUUGUAUUAUGAAUGUCGUUUUCCAAAUCGGAAUUCAGGUGGGAUGAAAACAGUUCAAACACAACGUCUUUAUGAUUAUGACAGUAGACGAGAAGUGAGCUCUUCAGCGUCAGCUUCUGAUUAUUCACCGUCUAUGCGUUUACGUUAUUACUCGUCACUUGAACGUGCUUCUACAUAUACACUUGGUACCAUGCCACGAUAUCGUAGUAAAUCACGUGAAACUAUUAAAUGUAAGGAUCUCUACGAUGAUGAUGAUGGCCGCAGUUCGCCAUCACGUUUAUCCCUAAAUCAGUACACGUUUUCAAUCAAAGAUGGUGAACGCCUAAAGAAGAGUGCUUCAACGCCAACGCUUGACGUACUCAAUCGUCAAUUUUCCUUCAGCCGUGCGAAACAAAUAAAAGAGAUGGGACGGAAUCCGCGAAAAACAUCAGAAGCAAAAGUUGCCACCUGUGACUCGUAUUGUCAUCACCGGAAACAAAAUAUUACGGAAGAUCUAAUAUGGAAAAAGCUAACUGAAGAAGGUCUUGAUAAUUAUGUAAAUUUGCUGAAAGAUGAAGAAGUUGAUCAAGCAACUUUCUUAGCUUUGACAGAUAAUGAUCUCAUCGAUCUUGGUAUUUCCAAUGCAAUGCAUCGAAAGACUGUGCUGAAAAUUGCUAAAAGUUUCCAGUGUUAA